Sus scrofa (pig) is the source of this 758-nucleotide messenger RNA. RefSeq names its product ABRA C-terminal like (gene ABRACL). Gene Ontology annotation, biological process: regulation of actin filament-based process. The record is from RefSeq and is a predicted model, not a curated record. NCBI's taxonomy places the organism in Eukaryota, Metazoa, Chordata, Mammalia, Artiodactyla, Suidae.
UUUUUGCCGGCUGGGGGCGGACCGGGCUGCGGGCAGUGCUGUGAAGAUUUCUACCAAGCAUCGUGUCUGCUUCGCACUUGGGGUGCCAGUUCCACCGAGCGGGGCGGGGACCGCCUGGGGGCAGCAAUGAAUGUGGAUCACGAGGUUAACCUCUUGGUGGAGGAAAUUCACCGUCUGGGUUCAAAAAAUGCCGAUGGAAAAUUAAGUGUGAAAUUUGGGGUCCUAUUCCGAGAUGACAAAUGUGCCAACCUCUUUGAAGCAUUGGUAGGAACUCUCAAAGCUGCGAAACGAAGGAUCAUUACAUACCCAGGAGAGCUACUUUUGCAAGGUGUUCAUGAUGAUGGCAUUAUAUUGCUGCAAGAUUAAUGUGGUUUGCAUAGCUUUGUUUAUUGGUUUUUGUUUGUUUCUGCUAAACUGGAAAUAUUAUGUCAAAGGACAAACACACGAGCAUACUUAGUGUAUUUUUGUAGAACUUUGUAACAAAAGGAGACUCAUUUUAGAAGUCUGUCCUUUUUUAUAUCUUGAAAGCAAUCUUAUGUAUUACACUGUAAGACAAACAAAACCUAUUCUUUUCUCAGGAAUCUGGUUGGGAAAUGUAGGCAGUGAGGCUUUUUGGUGCAGGUACAAGAGUGUUUCAUAAAUCAUUCUUAGACAAUUUCUACAGAUACUUGACAUUCUGUGAAUCACGAAGCAAACUUGAAGACCAGCUCCCACAAGGAAUAUAACGUUUAUGUAAUAAAAACAUGGAACUCUCUUAA